Messenger RNA from Penicillium antarcticum, 1062 nucleotides. RefSeq names its product adenosine deaminase (gene aah1). The record is from RefSeq and is a predicted model, not a curated record. Gene Ontology annotation, biological process: adenine catabolic process; hypoxanthine salvage; purine ribonucleoside monophosphate biosynthetic process. The coding region runs from base 1 to 1062 and encodes 353 amino acids. Lineage: Eukaryota; Fungi; Ascomycota; Eurotiomycetes; Eurotiales; Aspergillaceae. The transcript has a single exon. Gene Ontology annotation, molecular function: adenine deaminase activity. Gene Ontology annotation, cellular component: nucleus; cytosol.
AUGUGCCAAUCCCCGCUCCACGAGUUCAUCAAGGGUCUGCCAAAAUGCGAGCACCACGUCCACCUUGAGGGCUGCCUAACCCCAGAACUAAUCUUUGAACUGGCGGCACGAAAUGGCAUCUCCCUCCCAACAGACCCAGUCUACACUUCAAUCUCAACCCUAAGCAAACGCUAUGAACACUUCACCUCACUGGACGACUUCCUGCACUUCUACUUCGAAGGCAUGGCAGUCCUCCGCAAUGAGCAAGACUUCGCCGAUUUAGCCUGGUCCUACUUCCAAAAGGCGCAUUCAGACGGCGUCCACCACGCAGAAGUCUUCUUCGACCCGCAAGUCCACAAAGACCGCAGCAUCCCCUACGAAACCAUCGUGGGCGGAUUCUCCAAGGGCUGUCAGCGCGCUGAGAAAGAACUCGGUCUGUCAACCCGUCUGAUUCUCUGCUUCGUGCGCCAUCUCCCCGUCGACUCGGCCAGGGGUGUUUACAACGAAUUGGUUGCCUCUAAGCACUUCGAGGCUGAUGUUGUUCACGGCCUUGGAUGGUCUUCUUCCGAAGUUGGACCUCCGAAGGACAUGUUCCGGGAUAUCUACGCCGACGCAAAGGAAUCGGGUAUCCCGCUUACAGCGCAUGCCGGCGAAGAAGGUGAUCCCACUUAUAUCAGCACAGCGCUUGAGCUUGGUGCGACCCGCAUUGAUCAUGGCAUUCGGCUUGUCGAGGAUGAAGAGUUGAUGAAGCGGAUUGCGCGUCAGGGCACUUUGCUUACUGUUUGUCCUCUGUCGAAUGUGCGUCUGCGCUGUGUUCAGUCUGUAAAGGAGGUUCCUAUUCGGAAGUUCCUUGAGGCUGGUGUGAAGUUCUCCAUCAACAGUGAUGACCCUGCUUACUUUGGUGGUUAUAUUUUGGAUAAUUAUUAUGCUGUGCAGGAGGCGUUUGAGCUGAAUGUUUUGGAGUGGAGGAUUAUUGCUGAGAAUAGUGUUCAGGAGAGUUGGAUUCCUGAUGAGAGGAAGGCUGUUUUAUUGGAGAAGAUUGAGAAGCAUGUGAAGGAGUAUAUGCAUACUCUUUCUGCUUAG